Molecule: messenger RNA, 930 nt
Organism: Nothobranchius furzeri (turquoise killifish)
Lineage: Eukaryota; Metazoa; Chordata; Actinopteri; Cyprinodontiformes; Nothobranchiidae
Source: RefSeq, a predicted model, not a curated record
AUGAGUGUUGUUAAACCUGCCAGGUAAGCUGUGUUCAUUCAGACCAGAACCAUGGCAGCAGUUGGGGUGCUGCUUGUGUUGCUGCAGAUUGUGUUGCUGAGUGAAGGUUCUUCAUUAGAUGGACCCAAAAAUCUGAGAGCUGGUGACGAGCUGCAGGUUAAACGGCAAGGCCUGUUCCCAAGUGACUCUGCUCUGAAGAAGCUGUUUUCUGUCCUGGAGAAAGGGGCCAAAGUUCCACUCCCCAAAGUAAAAAGGGAAACAAAUGUGACUCUUCUACAAUGUCGCAACUCUACUGCUGCUGCAUGCAGUGUGGUCAACGGCCCCAUGACGUUCCCGACGUGGCCCCCUAGCCCCAGGCCCAUGACGUUCCCGACGUGGCCCCCUAGCCCCAGGCCCAUGACGUUCCCGACGUGGCCCCCUAGCCCCAGGCCCAUGACGUUCCCGACGUGGCCCCCUAGCCCCAGGCCCAUGACGUUCCCGACGUGGCCCCCUAGCCCUGGGCCCAGGUUGCAGAAAUAAAGAUUCCCCUCACUGAUCCAGUCAUGGGCUCAUUACUGUUUAAAUGUUUGGUUUAAUUUAGUAUCAUUGUGUUAUUGUGAACUAUUUGUGGCAUCAACAGCCAAUGUUGGGUCUUGAUCAGAUAUUGGUCAUGGAUAUUAUUGAAUGGUGCAAGGCCUGUUUUUUAGAUUUCUAAGUGAGUGGAAAAUAAGUUUUCACUAGUGCCAUUUUGGACGUGUCACACCCAGACAAUCAAGAGUGAGGAGGUGCUGCUAAAGGCGAGACUAAUUUAACUAGCUGAGCCAACUCCUGAAACAAGACUAUGCUCAAAGGCAGUUCCCCCUGUACGGCUGUCUGGCCUCUGUUCAGAGCUGUUGUUGUGCUGGUCACUUGUGGAGCUCUAAUAUGGACAAAUAAAAAUGGUACAAGUGG